Alternaria novae-zelandiae is the source of this 774-nucleotide messenger RNA. RefSeq lists its product as uncharacterized. The transcript has 2 exons. The record is from RefSeq and is a predicted model, not a curated record. Lineage: Eukaryota; Fungi; Ascomycota; Dothideomycetes; Pleosporales; Pleosporaceae. The coding region runs from base 1 to 774 and encodes 257 amino acids.
AUGACUGGAAACGAUAUCAAAGGGAAGUUCCAACGAAGGUCAGCAAGCCAGAAGGAACGUGCGGAUGAAGUGACUCAGUUUGUGGGAAAGUUGGCCAACCAGAAGGAGGAGUUGGACAGAAUGGUUGCCCAGGGUCUCUUAGACAUCAAAUCAGAGAACAUCUACGCCAACGUGACCAGUCUCGACGAUAUUGGGCCCCUGGGUUCCUUUGAGGAGUGGACGAUGAAACUAAAUAACCAGUCUUCCGCCGCCCCAGAGGGUACCACUGCGCUAGUUCAUAUAACCGUUCCACCAGCCAGGAAGGCGCGGGCCGCCUCGGUCCUCCUCCAAGAGGCUAUUACCGAAUUGAAAGGACUACCCAAGUACACCGACUCCAUUUUGAAGAAUGAAGAGUUGGAAAUCACGCAACGUUACGAGAUGCUGGUAGCAGCAGAUGAUUGGUACGGCAGCAUGCUAAUCCAGGCGGCUGAGCUUUAUCUGGAGCCAGCGGAGAGAACAAUCAGUUCCUUCAUCGACGCAUACAAAGAGCAAGGAAAGGACCUUGAUCAAGAACUCCUGCAGGAAUUCGACAACCAAAGUCCCGAGCAGAAGAUACAGAUGAUGUUGGAUCACCGGGUCGCUACUUUCGCAACCACUGCCGAUAAUCGCGAGAUAUCAACCUUUCGCAAAAAUGUCCUCAUGCUGCUCAUGUUUACACAAAGCAGAUGGAAGUCAGAAAUGGAAGACUGCCUUAAGGAGCUUCGUGGUGUUCUCCCUUUAACUGAGACGAUCUAG